AUGGCAUCUAUUACACAGGAUACUAAAUUUGACAAAAUUGAAAUUAAUCCAACAAAAAAAAUUGCAACACUUAAGAACAAUCGGGGUGAAAUUAUACUUGAGCCGAUUAACUCUGUAGAAAUUUGGAAGUCAAGCAUAAACAUUAAAUUCCCUAAAUUAGAAAGGGUUAGUAGAAAGCAAUUUAACCAAGAUCCUUACCCAAUUCUUGGCUAUUUUGCUAAUUUUCAACCCACUAAAAAAAAGGAUAUAUUAACUGGUAAUAAAUUAAAAGUUUCAAAUCAAUAUCAUGAACUAUUGGCUUUUGAAGGGGAACUAUCUGUUAUUGCACCAUUUUAUGAUAAAAAUUCUACUAUUAAAAAAGAUGAUUAUUAUAAAAGUCUUCUUAAAUAUCUAAAGGAACUUUCUAUACUUUGUAAAACUUCAAUAGUUCAAUUUGAUCCUACUCAGAUUAAUGGAACCACGUGUGCAAAUCAAGUAAGGUCUUCACUUACUGGAAAAGAAUUACUAUCUAAUAUGUUUAAUAUUAAUCAAUCAAACAAUUCAUUUAAUAUUAAACAAGUUAUUAAUGGGAAUUCUUUUAAA
This is a messenger RNA of Cetraspora pellucida, 582 nucleotides long. The record is from the annotation of a GenBank genome assembly. Lineage: Eukaryota; Fungi; Glomeromycota; Glomeromycetes; Diversisporales; Gigasporaceae.